GUAGAGGGCGUAGUGUAUAUUGUAUGUCGAAAGGUUAGUUUUAGUUUAAAAACUCAGGUAAUUGAGACGUUUAUAAUGGAUGAUGAUUCAUUGCUACAAAGAGUAUUUUAUGUAUACGACGAUGGUGAAGAAUUAGAUUUGAAUAUUCCUCCUACAUCAGGAAAUGAAUAUCUUCGGAGAGUGCAAUUGGAAGCUAAACAAUGUCCAGUUGUUAAAGCAGAAAUAGAUACAAGUCGUUUUUUAGGCAAUCAGACAGUUACAGUUAAUGGAUCAACUGGUUGCUUACCAGCACCAAAAGGUUUUGCUCCUUCUAAAUAUUGGCAACAAAAACAAAUUGCUGAUUUUUCAGAAGUUAGACAGAAAUUAUCAAAAUAUAAAAAGAAUUUAGAAGAAAAGAAUAUAAAGCUAAAAACUAUAUUACCGAAAAUAGAUGAUGAUAUUGGUUGGUGUCAACUAUGUUUUGGUGGCCAUGCAAGUAAUGUUCAACCUGGAAACAUAAUAGUUGAUGAUGGCAAUACAAGUAUUUCUGGAAUAGAUAACAAACUUUCUGAAAAAAAUUUGAAAGAAACUGGUGUUCUUCCAUCGCUCAGUAUUGUGUGUGCUAUGUCACAACUGCUUAUAGAACAAGUAUUAAAUUAUCAUAUAAGUUGGUUAGAAGUAACAGGCUUUACACCACAACAGGGACGUUGGUUUUAUGCUCUUUUGGCCUGCCUAGAAAAGCCAUUAACACCUGAAGCUUGUUCUUCUUUACGAUCUUUGGCAAGAGUUUGUUGUAAAUUGAGGGCAAAUCUUACAAGUUGUGAAGAUCCUAACUUGAUAGCUUUAAACCUUCUCAUCUGUUUAGUAGCAAAUUACUUUGAUCAGCGAGAUCUUGCAGAUAAUUCAUUGUAGUAUUUGAAAAUGUAUGAUUUUGUUAUUCUGAUGUAUUUAGCAAUUUGUACAGUAAAAAUUUUAUCUUAAAAUUUUAAUAUGUUGUACUGUAUAUAUAUUUAAUCUUCAACUGCA
Molecule: messenger RNA, 1005 nt
Organism: Centruroides sculpturatus (bark scorpion)
Lineage: Eukaryota; Metazoa; Arthropoda; Arachnida; Scorpiones; Buthidae
Gene: Gem2
Product: gem-associated protein 2-like
Exons: 8
Coding region: 76-891 (271 amino acids)
Biological process (GO): spliceosomal complex assembly; spliceosomal snRNP assembly
Cellular component (GO): nucleus; spliceosomal complex; SMN complex
Source: RefSeq, a predicted model, not a curated record